AUGUGGCAGGCUGUGGCAUUCCAGAAGUUCAUGGGCGACGAUAAGCUGGCGUUCCAGAAGAUCAUGGGCGAUAAUAGACUGUGGCAUCUCAGAAGACUUGGGCAAAUGGAUGGUACUUGCAAUUGUCCAAAUUUGACAGAAGCAAAAUUUUACUUGUCCCAUAAAUCGUUUUUACCGGAUAGCUGGGGUUCCGUAAUUUGCAGUUUCGUAAUUUUGAUAGAACCGAAAUCACUUGUUUCUCAUAAAUCGUUCUUCAAAAUUUUGAAUUUAAAUUGUUGGUUUAUGGCUUGUAAGGUGCCAGUUUUCGUAGUUAUUGAAGAAAAUGAAGCCAUGCGCAUUUUGAACAAGGAAUAG
Gongylonema pulchrum is the source of this 354-nucleotide messenger RNA. NCBI's taxonomy places the organism in Eukaryota, Metazoa, Nematoda, Chromadorea, Rhabditida, Gongylonematidae. The record is from the annotation of a GenBank genome assembly.